AUGCGCCCCAGUACAUCCUACGAUGCAAACGGUUUCGCAGAGUACGAAUCUGCCCCAGAGGCGAUCGAAACGUGGGAGAAAGUUGCAAUGAUUUUCGCGGGGCCGCUUGCUGCCUUACAGGGCAAGAUUGUGCCGAAGUGUUUUGGGGCUGGGAGUGGGGUUAUGUAUGCUAGUAGAGAAAGGGGUAGGAGGGAUGUUUAUCUUUGGGUCUUGGAGAGGGUUGACGAUGAUGUGGUCGCCAACCGAUACCUUUUUAGAUCACUCCACAACGUCCGUGUACUUCACUACAGACACCUUCUUUGCUACCACGUCAGCCGGCGCGCUGAUGGUAACUUGUGCCUCGUCGACUUUGAAGAAGCAAGAUUCGUUCCACCUGGGGAGGAUGGCGAUGAGGAUUUGGAGAUGGAGAUGCGGGAUUUGGAGAGCACUCUGGGGCUAGAGGGGCGCUAG
This is a messenger RNA of Cryptococcus wingfieldii CBS 7118, 450 nucleotides long. RefSeq lists its product as hypothetical. Bases 1 to 450 code for a protein of 149 amino acids. The record is from RefSeq and is a predicted model, not a curated record. The transcript is spliced from 2 exons. NCBI's taxonomy places the organism in Eukaryota, Fungi, Basidiomycota, Tremellomycetes, Tremellales, Cryptococcaceae.